Molecule: messenger RNA, 1309 nt
Organism: Drosophila grimshawi
Lineage: Eukaryota; Metazoa; Arthropoda; Insecta; Diptera; Drosophilidae
Exons: 3
Coding region: 73-1200 (375 amino acids)
Source: RefSeq, a predicted model, not a curated record
UUUGCGGGCGUGUCCAGCAGCGAACACAGGUCAUUAUUUCACUUGACUUUCCUGCGACAACAUCGCGGGUAAAUGAAAAUCCCAACCUUUUAUAAGCCUGCGCGUAUGGGUGAGAACAGGUUAAAAAGAAAAAUGGCUGAGCAAAUUGACAGAAUCCUCAUAAUGCAAUAUAAAAAACUGCUGCGGAAAAAUAAGCCUUUGCCAGGAUGGCUUCAUGAGCUCUUCAACGAUCAAGUUAUUCAAAUAGAUUUGCUCAGUUCGGAAAAUGAGGAUGAUGACGUUGCUUGUAAUAUGGAAAGCACAACAGAAAUAUCCCAUCCAAAAAGGGAUAUUUUGACGAUUGAUAAAGAAUUACCAAAUAUAAGUCUGGGACAUCAACUAGAUAUGAGCCCAGUUGUGUUAUUAAAAAAACUGACGCCGUCGAAUGUGGAGCAAAUAACAAAUAAUUCCGAGGGACUUCAAGGAAAUAGUGCUGAACUCCUAGAUGUCGUUUUAGUAAAAUCAAAUAAUCAGUAUGCGCCUGAGAGUGUGAAUUAUCGACCACCACCUAAAAGAAACAAAAUUGAUACUGUCUGGGUGUGCAACACCGACUCAAAAAUGAUGGAACGAAACACAAAGAUUUGUAUUAUAUGCAAUUCUAAGCCGCUGAAUAUCACAAGGCAUUUUAUACAUAUGCAUAGGACGGAAUCCUAUGUUUCUCGCUUGAGCGAAGAAACUCUAACACGUCUGCGUAAUACCAUCUCAUAUAUACCUCUUGACGAGGUAAAUGGUGGAGAUAUUGAUAGUUUUGAGGCUGUCAAAUUUACGGUAAUUUGUCCGUUUUGCGACACUCGUGUAACGGAUGUUUUUACGAAUUUCUACAACCACUUUUCGUCCCAUACGGGUGAAUACGCUUUUUGCUGUAAAUAUUGCAAACUGAAAAGACCGUAUUGCCAGGAUAUAAUGGCUCACCAAAUGCGGUCAAAAAAAUGCUGUGAUACAGGUGCUUUAACAAUCUAUUCAUACAGCUCGAAUCAAGGGAUUAUUCAUAUUUUUCGAUGCACCUUAUGCAAUUUUGUACAACUGAAUUCAGCAAACGUGGCAAAGCAUAUUGUUGAUCAUCAUGGUACCCAUUACGGAGAAAGCUCUAUUGAAAAACUAGUUAUUGCAAGAAUUGAUGUUGAAAAUACGGAAGCUAUUUCAACAUCGCCAACCACAUAAAAAAAGACACGCACGAAAAUGAAUCCUAAGUUAAUCAUGUUAAAUGUUUUUGAAACUUUGAUAUUAUUAUAAAGCAUAAAUAAAUAGGAAUUAAAAGCCUAAGUUCCCA